CUUAUUUUAACUCAUUAGAUAUGAAUACUAGUGUUAUUGAGUUAUAUUAUUACAAUAUUUGAAAUCUAUUCUAAAUGUGUUAAGUUUAAUAUUCUUUAAAAUGGAUCAAAUUUCUCGAAAUUUUGAAAAUGUUCACAAAUUUCCUAAUUCAAGCACUUUUACCUCUCGCAAGUCCAGUAUUGCCAUUUUAAAGAUCCCUGAUCCUUUAAUUACCAUCACCAAUUAUAAACCUUCUACCACUAAAUGUUCAUGUAAAUUCCACUGUUCCUGUCCCAUUUCAACUUCUUUAAAAGAUUUUACAACAAAUAAUCCCUUGAAAUCUGUAAAUACUCCCUUGAAAUCUGUAAAUACUCCCUUGAAAUCUGUAAAUAAUGCUUUAAAUUAUAAUGAUUUGGCCACCAAUUCAGCACUGCCAAUCAAUAAUCAACCUGGUCUUAAUCCUCCACAUGAUGAAAGUGUGACUGAAACAGGUGCUAAAAUUGCCGAAAAUCCAGCUAAAACUGGCAAAAUAGUACCUAAAAACGCUGGGAAAACACCUAAAACCCCUGUGAAGAAGUCUCUUAAACGUCUAAAGAAGUCUAAAACUAAGACUAAAACUAUGCCUAAAACUAAGACUAAAACUAAGAGUAAAACUGUGCCUAAAACUAAGAGUAAAACUGUGCCUAAAACUGUGAACGUAAAAUCUAAAAAAUGCUCAAGAAAGCUUAAAAGACUUAAAAAACUCAACAUUAGCCACAGUAACUCACUAAACAGCGCCAAUUCCACACAAUCCAACACUAACACUAAGAAUUUAAACACCUUUAACACCGAUAAUACUCUGGACACCCAUAACACACUCAGCAGUGAUGUAAUAAGUGUGACUAAGAGCAUAAAGUUGAAAACUGAUAAGUGUGUUGGUACUUAUGACAUUGAGGACGUGAACCUUGACCGAGAAGCUUUGAACAUUUUAGAGCACUUGGGUGAGGCUGAAAAUCUCCUAAAAUUUGAACGGGAACGUCGUUUCAGUCAAAUUAGAUCAGACUACAGCACUGUCAGGGAUAGAAUUGAAGAGAAAUUCCACCUAGUAAUCAUGUGUUGCCGUAAACGUCAAAAUGAUUUAAACUCCAAAUUUCUUCAAAGACUGGAUAAUGUGGAGAAGAGCCUUUCAAGCAUCAAAUUACCCACUUUGAAACACAUUAAGAAACACCUUGAAUUUUUUAACUAACC
Theileria parva strain Muguga is the source of this 1206-nucleotide messenger RNA. RefSeq lists its product as uncharacterized. The record is from RefSeq and is a predicted model, not a curated record. Lineage: Eukaryota; Apicomplexa; Aconoidasida; Piroplasmida; Theileriidae. The coding region runs from base 101 to 1204 and encodes 367 amino acids. The transcript has 5 exons.